Homarus americanus (American lobster) is the source of this 3035-nucleotide messenger RNA. RefSeq names its product transmembrane protein 53-like. The transcript has 6 exons. NCBI's taxonomy places the organism in Eukaryota, Metazoa, Arthropoda, Malacostraca, Decapoda, Nephropidae. The coding region runs from base 192 to 1109 and encodes 305 amino acids. The record is from RefSeq and is a predicted model, not a curated record.
UCGCUCCUCACUUACACAUUCCGCCAACACAAACAAACAGACGACUUCUGUGGCUGUGUUUUCUGAUUAUCCUUGUGUUACACUGAUAACGUUGUAAAAUAGUUAAUCUGUUGCACGAGAGUUUUUGGUCCAAGUGUGUUUAUUUGCUGUUUGUGUCAUUCACAUUAGUGCUGGGUACAUUAAGAGGGAAGAUGGAGGACGACUUGGAGUAUUUCAUAACCUUCCCAACGCCCACCCCGAAGGAGACUCACAAACGGACCGACUCAGGGGACAACGAUGAAGAUGAUGACUUUGUGUUUGUCAAUGGAGCAAAUGGGGAAAAAGAACCAGUGGUGUUCCUCCUGGGUUGGCUAGGUGCUCAGGACCACCAUCUGGCAAAGUACUGCAGCAUAUAUAAUCAAAAAGGAUGUAUUACAAUCCGCUACACCUCCCCAACAUCACUUAUUUUUGCGAGACAAAAUUCAAAACUUUCCAUUGCCCAGAAACUGCUGGCAUUGCUAAGAGAUAUGAGUUUAGAUGAUCAUCCAGUUUUCUUCCACAUUUUUAGUAACAAUGGAUCAAUGCUUUAUUAUUCCUUGACCCAAGCCUUGGCUGAAACAGAUUCUCCUAAUAUCUUGGUCAAAGGAUGCAUCUUUGAUAGUACUCCAGCUCCUAGGCGACUUUAUACAGCUGUGCGAGCAAUGUACUUUGCGACUUCAGGGCCCAUUUGGAAGAAGCUGUGUGCAGCACUGGGGAUGGCACUCUAUUACCUGAGUUAUGGGAUAUUGUCUGUAUUGUGGACUAUCAUCUCUGGUAAACUUCCCAAACAUGCUCCCUGGGCUCUUGUCGAGGAUCCUGCUCGUUGCCCCCAAUUGUUUUUAUAUUCCCGGGCGGACAAGUUAAUAGGGUCUGACGAUGUUGAGUUUUUCAUCGCAGAGCGCCAGAAAUUGGGUGUUCCUGUUGUGGCAAAGUGCUGGGCUGACUCUUCCCAUGUUCAGCAUUAUAAGAUGUACCCAGAAGAAUACAGGGAGUCUGUAUACUCUUUCCUGUCCAUGUGCCUCAGUCAGGACGUGGCUGUUGUGGAGCAGCCCACAACCACCACUGAUGAUCGUAAACAUAAGAAUGAUUAAAUAGUAGAGGAAGGGUAGUUGUAUAAACAUGUAGUUUGGUGAUGGGUAAAUGAGAAGAGUCACUGUAAAUGCUUGUUGAUCGUAAAAAGAGCGUGUUACUAUAGUCCUGUAGUUUGGUGCUGAAGGUAAUAAGUAAAGGUGUCACUAUCAUUAUAAUUUGAUGAUGGCAAAAACAAAUUAUGUGUUGCUUUAAAUAACAAAAGGAGAUGCUUUAAGAAAGUAUUUGCCUUUCUGUAUCUGAUUAUCUUAACUUAUGGAUGUUGAUUGUGAUAAAUAACUACUGUAGUCAUCAAUAAUGUCGGUUAUUAUGUGUGUGGUGCUGAAGCUUGAAUUACCAGUAAUGUAAUCUUCGGUGACUUUCUGGUUUUUCUUUAACGUUGCUGUUUUUGGACUCAUUGUAUUUCAUCGACUUUGCUUCUAAAAACCUUUAUGUAUUCGUUCUUUGUACAUAUAUUAAGCUGCUUACUACAUGGUUGUUUAGGUCCAGUCAAGUUGCUAUUGGCAUCACUCUCAGUAUGGAUUUGAAAUAUAUACUAUAUCCUCCACACAAAAUUUAUGGUCCUUUGAGUACUGUGUCUAUAAAUUCUAAGUAAAGAAAUUUAUUUUGGUAUCUGAAACAAAACUUUUGAAGCCUUAUGUAUAAUUGCAUAUUCCAGAAUUAGUUGACACAUUCAUGAAGAACACUCCAAUCAUUAACCCCUUGGGUAUGUGGGCUCUCUGUGCUGAAUAAAAUUGUCUGGCAUUGGGAAAAUCAAAAUCAAACGUGAUAUCAUGUAGUGAAGCAGUUAAGAUCCCCGAGAAAAAUUUAUACUGCACUGAACUUAAAGAUUGUCUCAGAAAAUAUUUUUCCCAACAUUUUUCACUUCCCAGAGCUAAUAUUAACACACUGCCAGGGAAACUUACAGGAAUACUAUUACUGUACGCUGUAGACUUUUUGUCAGGUAUAUAACAUCAAAAUUAGAGUAAGGGUGAAUUGUUCAAUUCAAGGCUUAGAGUGGGAAAAUCAAGCCAAAACGAUUAUUUUUCUUGUUUACAUAGAAAGUAUUAUGUUGCUUAGAUUUUGUCCAGCAUAGUUACAGUAAAGAGUGUCAGUGCUCCUGUUUCUGUUGUAUUUUCUAUCUCUAUUAUAUUUUCUGAAUUUAUUAUUGUACAGUACAGGUUGGACCUUGCUAAUCUGGGACCCGAUAGCCCGGCAGCUUCGAUGGUUUGGAAUGGUGUCAUAGCUCACUUCUAGUGGCUGUUGCCACUAUUUUACCUUUAAGUACUUAUAAUUUACCCCCAAAUAUGCCUCCCAAGAGACCAGCAAGCAGUGGAAGUGGUGUAAUGCAGCAAAACGUAAGCAUGUGACAUUAACUAUUUCAGAAAAGAUGUGUUUAGUACUGAAGAAAUUAGACAGUUUUAGUACAUUUUAUGCAUUUUUUUGCCUUCUUUAACUUUGACUUCGAUGGUUCAGAAUUUUCUCUGAUCCGGAAACGGUCUGGUCCCAAGCUUCCUGGUUUAGCAAGGUCCAACCUGUAAUUCUACACCAGACUUUUACUCAUGAAAAGGGUUUUAUAGACUGCACUUUCUCCAGGUUGAUUACUCAUUAACAUUUGUUAGAGUUACAACAGUGCAUGUUGAAUUACCCCUACUUUAAAGAAAACUUUGAAAGAUGGUUGAUACAUCUAAGACUAGAAAAUGUGAUUUUCUGCACCAAAGAUAUCAGUAAUAUAUAAUUUUAGUAAUAAUAUAACUUAAUGUUUUGGAGGGAGGAGUCACUUUUGGACUCCACAGAUGACAUAAUUAUAUCAGACUUUGUUCCAUAGAUCUUUCUUGAAGACUUGUACCUCAUCAUGAGUGUGGAAUGAAUGUACAGGUACAGUGGUCCCUCAUUGUUAAAGGUAUUUGUAAAUCAGUUCAUGUAAACUCAAUUAUCAGUAUCAUAUA